AUGGAGAGGAAGGAGGUUCCAAAUUUGACCCGCAACGGAACCAAUCUUGUGCUUCCAACAAAGGAAUCCGUCCCACAAUUCAAGCGAGCCAGGACUUCCAGGAAGGAAGAGAUCGCUACUCAUUGGGACGGACGGAUCUCCAAGCCUGCUCGAGCGAGAGAGGAGCAGCAGCCGUCUGUGGAGGAUCCAGAGGAGAGGAGGACUACGGCAGGGUGGAACCGGGCGAAAGGAGGGUUCGGCGGUGCCGGGUUAGAUGCCCCCCACCACCACCAACGUAGACGAAGAUGA
Messenger RNA from Miscanthus lutarioriparius, 288 nucleotides. The record is from the annotation of a GenBank genome assembly. NCBI's taxonomy places the organism in Eukaryota, Viridiplantae, Streptophyta, Magnoliopsida, Poales, Poaceae.